AUGCAGGCGAACCUAUGCAAACGCGACGGCGGCGAGCUGCGGCUGCUGGACAAGGAUGGCAACGUCCUCAGGGUGUUCGACAUGGAGGGCAGAUCUUUGCUGGCGCCGACGCGCCUCGACUUCAUCUUCGUCGACAGGGCGCAGCUCGGUGCCAUGAUCAUCGAUCCGGUGCCUGGGCGCGACUUCCGUCGUCGGCACGAACGAUCCCCUGCCGCACGCCUGGUGGGCCAAGUCGUCGUCGAGGUCGACCGCCCUGAGUGA
Messenger RNA from Miscanthus lutarioriparius, 261 nucleotides. The record is from the annotation of a GenBank genome assembly. Lineage: Eukaryota; Viridiplantae; Streptophyta; Magnoliopsida; Poales; Poaceae.